CGCGAUGAUUGCUUCGGUGUACUUUGAGACGCGUUCUGUCAGACUCUUGUCAAUUAAUGUCAAGAUUUCUCUCCUUUCGAUCUUCCAGCACGCUGCAGCUUCCACUGGGUUUUAAACGCGCACAAUCCGCAAUUGAGGUAUAGAGGCAUCCUUGAAGCUUCCCAGAGCUUGCUUCGGCAAAUCAUAGUUAGAACAACGGUAACAGUUAAUCCGGUACCCGCGCCAUAGUUCUUCGAUGGCAACCGUUUCCAAAAGAGACUCGAUGGAUGCAACGGUCGAAAGCCUCGAGGCGAAAUUAGGGGAAACCCAAUUAAGCCAAUCCGCGACUCCAAAGCGACCCAUCGGUCUCACAGAUCUACCACCGUCAGUCCGUAACAGCAUAUACAAGUAUGCUCUAGACACCGAGCUCGUCAACGUGGGCAAACCAAACGUAUCCUACAGCCACACCAUCAAAGAUGGCGAACUCCAGUUCAAAUCCUCUCGUCCGCCUUUCCCGAUCAAUACAUCGUUGUUCUACGUCAACAAGCAGAUAUCAAGAGAAACACUGCAGUACUUCUACUCCAAGAACCUAUUCAUUCGGUUCGAAAUCUACACGCCCGAUGCGCGCCACGCAAAGACUAUGCUCGAAGACUCGGGUCUCCUCUUCUCCACGGCUGCACCCUCGCUGCUGGAGCAAUCGAAACAACACGCCCUCGAGCUCGUCCUCGUAGAGAAGAACAGUAGCCAAAAACGCGCGAGCGUCAUGUUCCCCGCGCAAUACCUCCCGCGCCUGAUCAACUUUCUGGAUCAAGCGAGUCGUGCGACAGGGUCGUGGGCGCCAGUACACAGCCUGUUCAUCAAUGUCAUGAACACGUACGACUUUGCUAUCUCGCGGCUGCAGGGCGAUCUUCUGGAGUUGUUUAGACUGCUGUCGAAUCUCGGUGGUGUCACUGUAGAUGCGAAGAAUCUCCUGCCGCGGUAUGCGGAGGGCCUACAGGCCAACAUGACAGCUUCAGCUUUCACGGCGGAUAAUUUGCUAUCGAGUGUCGUUGAACUAGCCGAUCUUGCAGAUGAGGCGCGCGAGAAGGGCGAGUAUAAGCUCGCAUUUGAAUACGGACAGGCCGUCAUCGUCGCCCUGACUUACGGAUACCUCACCCAUUCCGAGACCCUCCACUCGCAGCCCGAGGAAUUUGCGAAAAGCGUGCAGCGGCUGCGCUGGAAGACAGAGUUGGGCAUCGGCAUCGCCCUCUCGUUGCAACACCGCGAGAUCACUUCCAUCAAGUCUUGGCUUAGCAGCGACAACCCUACCACCGAGACAAAGCAGGCGGCAAGAGAUCUCCUUCUCGCGGAGAGCAGCGUGUCCAAGGCGCUCAGUCUUUCCACAGACGCCCCCUCGCCCGCAGAGAACCCGUGGUUCCUCAGCCUUCCUGUCGAACUAAUACCGCCCAACAAGCCGACGUGGUUCACCGAUAGAGAGAGGGCACAGACAUGGUAUGCGCUCGGUACCAUACACACAGCGCUGGGCGAGUACGUGUUCGGUGCUGGGGAUCUGGAGAGGGCGCUUGGGUUGUGGGGCGAGGAGGGCGGAGAGAGUAGUAGUGAGGGAAAGGAGAAGGUGGAGAAGGCGUUUGAGAAGGCACGGGGAGGAAUUGAUGGGGAUGCUGAGAAUAUGUGGGUUGGGAAAGUCAGGCCGGGAAGUGGGUUGAAGAAGGCUAGUGUGUUAGCAAGGAGUUUGUAGAUCAUGCCUUUAGUGUAGAUAGAGGGACAUAACAAUUUAGAUAUGCCUGAGAAGUAUGAGCAUGGGAGAGUCCGAUGGCAUGGCGUUGAUAGUCAGAGAUGAGAUGGAAUUGAUGUACGAACGUCCAGAUACCAAUCAAGACCAGCGCCG
Messenger RNA from Cucurbitaria berberidis CBS 394.84, 1867 nucleotides. RefSeq lists its product as uncharacterized. The coding region runs from base 236 to 1717 and encodes 493 amino acids. The record is from RefSeq and is a predicted model, not a curated record. NCBI's taxonomy places the organism in Eukaryota, Fungi, Ascomycota, Dothideomycetes, Pleosporales, Cucurbitariaceae. The transcript has 2 exons.